Messenger RNA from Hyphopichia burtonii NRRL Y-1933, 438 nucleotides. RefSeq lists its product as uncharacterized. NCBI's taxonomy places the organism in Eukaryota, Fungi, Ascomycota, Pichiomycetes, Serinales, Debaryomycetaceae. The record is from RefSeq and is a predicted model, not a curated record. The coding region runs from base 1 to 438 and encodes 145 amino acids. The transcript has a single exon.
AUGGAAGAAAGUUCAGAGGCCAGAAAGGCACGCUUGGCUGCCUUAAGGAAAAAGAGAAAGGCCGGGCUGGAUCCGGCUGCUGUAUCUAAUGUAGCGGAGGAGAACCAAGAGAAUCCCGAACCCCCAACCAUGAUUCUGCCCAUCGCCAACGCCGAAGAAAGAUCACACGAGAAAAGUCACCUACCUCCAUCGCUCAAGAUAUCAGAAGAUGAAACCGUCGAAGUUGUGGCAGCAAGAGUGCAAGAAGAAAUCUUUGAGCGGAUACACCGUGAAGCCGUUUCCAACUCAAACCCUUCAGCCAGCUUACCCGCUAAGCAAUCGCAUACCAAAGAUUUAGAAGCCGAUAUCGAACAUAAUCUUAAACGGGCGCAGUUGAAGACCGACCAAGCAGUCAACAGAAUAAUAAGGAAGAAGUACGCCCAACAAUCAACUACAUAA